AUGAAGGUUGUCUCAGAUAGGCAGGUGGUGGAGCAUUUACUAGCUACUCUUAACAAAGAGUCCAUUGUCAACGACUACCAGCCGGCACUUUUGUCAGCACUUUCCAAUUACGAGAAAGAUCCAUCUGUAUCUCCAGAAAGAACCGUCCAACUUUCCAAUACCCCAGGCUCAGACACUACGCAUUUGUUCAUGCCAUGUAUUGCUCCACAUGGAGUUGGUGUCAAAGUUGUUUCGGGUGGUCCGACCAACGGGAGCAAAGGUCUAGGAUUCCAAGGAUGUGCGGUUAUACUUGACGAAUACACCGGCGAAUUAUUGGCCAUUGUCAAUGCUAAAGCACUCACAGCGUUCCGCACAGCAUUGGCUAGCACGUUUGGAUUGAUCAAGGUGUUUGACGUGAAAGAAAGCGGAGUUAUGCUCCCGGAAUUGCUGGUGUUUGGAACAGGUCCGCAAGCGUUCUGGCACGCCGUUUUAGCGGGCAGACUCUACCCUCAGAUAAAGAGAAUUAACGUUGUGAGCCGCACAUUGAAGUCUGGAGAGAAUCUUGCGGCAGAAUUGGCUCAGGUGUUACAUCAAGACGUGGUGGCUUUGGAGCUCACCGACAAAGAGCAAGUACGGACUCAUGUACGCAACAGUAGCAUCAUAUUUGGCUGUACUCCCUCGACAGAAGGCAUUAUUCUUGGUGACUACAUAGACGACGAUCCUAACAAGAGGAAGUAUAUUUCGCUUAUUGGAUCUUACAAGCCACACAUGAUUGAGCUCAAUCUCGAGUUCAUUAAGCAGCAUUUCACGGGAAAGAAGACGAAGAUUUUGGUUGAUUCUAAGAGCAAUACAUUGUCUGAGGCUGGAGAAUUGAUUCAGGGCGAAAUUGGCAAAGAUCAGUUGGCAAGCUUGCUGGAGUUGAUGACGGGCGAAGUCGAUAUCGGCGAUUGUAUUACAGAAACGGGAGUGGUUGUUCUGAAGAUUGUGGGGCUACUGAUCAUGGACAUUGCGAUGGCCAAGUUUGUGAUGGAAAACUGUGAGGGGCUGGUAGUGAAUGAAUUCUAA
Messenger RNA from Sungouiella intermedia, 1044 nucleotides. The record is from the annotation of a GenBank genome assembly. NCBI's taxonomy places the organism in Eukaryota, Fungi, Ascomycota, Pichiomycetes, Serinales, Metschnikowiaceae.